GUCUGUGUCAUAAUUUUUUAGUAAAUAGAUACACGUGAUUUUCUAAUUGAUCUACAAAUCUAUAUAUCUGUGUCAUACUAUAUAUUUGUGUUCUGUGCUACAAAUAUUCAGUAAAAUUAUUUAUAUAAAGCGUUUUUUCUCAAAAACUGACUAUCACCGUCUAGUGCAAAAUGCCUAAAAACAAGAAAAAACUUAAAGGAGUUACUUUCCAAUUGGUCCAUAGGAGUCAACAGGAUCCUCUUGUGGCCGAUGAAACUGCCCCACAGCACGUUCUGGUUCCUUUAACUCAAAAAGAAACGAAAGCCGAAAAAGAGAAGAGAAUCGAAGAACAACACAAAUAUGGAAUCUAUUUUGAUGAUGAUUUUAAUUAUUUACAACAUCUUAAAGAACGAUCAGAUAAUGUUGUGGAAUGGCCCGAGCAUGUUGAAGCAGAACUUAAAAAAAGAGAAGAAAAAAAGAAAUCGAACAUUGCUUUGCCUUCUUCUGUGUUCGCUUCAGAGGUAGAAGAAGAAGUUGGUAUGCUUGGUAAGGCAGCCCCUAUAUCAGGCCCACAGCUUCACUUGGACCCAGAAUUAGUGGCGGCAAUGGAUGAUGAUUUUGAUUAUAACGAUCCAGAAAAUCAGUUGGAAGAUAAUUUUAUGGAACUGGCGCAAGGGGUGGCAUCGGAUGAUGAAUUUAACGAACAGGAUGAAGACGAUUAUCUGGAUUCUGAUUUUGAUGGUGAGGAAAUUGAUGAAGUUGGAUCUCUAGGUUCAGACAUGUCAUUUUCAAAAGAAGAAACCAAAUCAAGAUUUACAAAUUACUCUAUGACAAGCUCAGUUAUAAGAAGGAAUAAUCAGUUAACCUUAUUGGAUGACAGAUUUGAAAAGAUGUACGAAGAAUAUGAUGACACAGAAAUUGGAGCAUUAGAUACAGAAGAAAUUGAAGGACAUGUAUUAGAAAAUUCUGAUUUAUUGUUACAGUGUGCCACUGAAUUUGAGAAGGAACAAGCAAGAGAACAUUUGGACAAUGAAAAGUUAAGUCAGAAGAUUAAAGAAAGAUUAGAGAAACUUCAAGAGAGUGACAGUGAAGGUGAAGUGCAAUAUGUUGAAAUCAAUGAACCAGAAAAGUGGGAUUGUGAAACAAUUUUAAGCACUUAUUCAAAUUUGUAUAACCAUCCGAAAAUUAUUAAAGAACCGAGGAAUAACAAAAUUAAAGUAGAUUCGAGAACAGGAAUACCAAGAAAUGUCAUUGGAGAAAACAAAUUAACGGCGAAAGCUUUAAAUCAAUUGGAUCAGCAAUAUACUGGAGUCCAAGGGCCAAAAUCAGUUGGCGGGCAAUCGAUUAUUUCUCAAUUAUCGACCCUCUCAUUAAGACCGAAAGACGAAUCGCCGGAAGACAGGAAAGAACGAAAAAAAGCUUUAAAAGAAUAUAGAAAAGAGCGAAGAUUAGAGAAGAAAUUGAAUAGCGAGGCGUUUAAGGAGGAGGCGAAAAGACAGGUGAAAAUUAGGAUUAAUAAUAGGAAUAAUGUGCAGGGAAACCGAAUAUUAUAAUUUAUUUAUUAAGAGUUGUUGUAUUGUACUUUAAAAACAUUAUUUGUUAUAGUAAGCAUUUUAGAAAAAUAAAUAAAUUAAAGUUGUUAA
Molecule: messenger RNA, 1622 nt
Organism: Anthonomus grandis grandis
Lineage: Eukaryota; Metazoa; Arthropoda; Insecta; Coleoptera; Curculionidae
Gene: LTV1
Product: protein LTV1 homolog
Exons: 9
Coding region: 171-1532 (453 amino acids)
Biological process (GO): ribosomal small subunit export from nucleus; ribosomal small subunit biogenesis
Cellular component (GO): preribosome, small subunit precursor; cytosol; nucleus
Source: RefSeq, a predicted model, not a curated record